Messenger RNA from Brenthis ino (lesser marbled fritillary), 792 nucleotides. The record is from the annotation of a GenBank genome assembly. NCBI's taxonomy places the organism in Eukaryota, Metazoa, Arthropoda, Insecta, Lepidoptera, Nymphalidae.
AUGUCUAAGUUGAACGUCACUAAUUUUAGUAAAAGGACAGGUAGCCCGUUCAAGAGCAAAGACAAAGAUGACAAGCUAGAUGGAAAGGUCCAUGAAGAAGUUUUACAAAAGACAAAUUACGAUAAGCAGAAAGAAAAGAACAAUGAGUUACUACAAAAAGCGCAUAAGAAGUCAGCAGAGUAUCAGUCAAACAAACCAAGUUCAGGGGUAUUUACAGAGGUCGUUUCACACGGUGCAUUUACAUCGAAGAAAUUCGAAAAGGAAAAGUCCCCGAAAAGUGAUAAUCCGUCGCCUAAAAGUAACAACGGGAAUAGUUCAAAGUCACUGCUUAAUUUACCAUCAUCAGCCAACGACUUGGCUUUAGAUGCUAAGUCGGACCUUGAAUCAGAUCCUAAUAUUUCCAAAGAAGUGAAAGAUAAGGUAAUUGAGAAGUUGUUUACUUUAGUAUCUAUGGUGCAGCAUAUUUACGAAUCGAAAGUGAGGAUAAUGACCGAAUUUGAGAAAUUUAAAGAUACACAUCUGAAAAAUGAAGUCAGGAAAGAAAAGGAGCAUUCAGAACAGCUGUACAAAUUGAAUAUGAAUUUCCAGAGUGAAGUGAUCCAUUCGAUCCAACAGUUGAGAAGUGAGCUAGAUGUGUCCCGUAAUAUACCGAAUAACUCUGAUGAAUCGGGAGCUGUAAUGAGUUUUAAGGACAUUUCUAACUAUGAUUCUGGACUGUCGCAGACCUAUGAUUUCCAUCAUGCUAGUUGUAGUGAUGCAGUUAAUGACGAGUUGAUUGAAUCAAAAGAUACA